Molecule: messenger RNA, 757 nt
Organism: Aedes albopictus (Asian tiger mosquito)
Lineage: Eukaryota; Metazoa; Arthropoda; Insecta; Diptera; Culicidae
Product: pigment-dispersing hormone peptides
Exons: 2
Coding region: 113-430 (105 amino acids)
Biological process (GO): response to light stimulus
Cellular component (GO): extracellular region
Molecular function (GO): hormone activity
Source: RefSeq, a predicted model, not a curated record
GCGAAGGUGAGCGAUAGUAACAUUUUCACCACUCAUCAGCAAGGAUAACUAUUAGAAAGCAUAUCCAACUAAAGGGUUAGAAGAUACAGAAGGAUUCUACUCGGAAUACGAAAUGGUUAAUGUGAAAGCAAGUUUUUUCGUGGCAGUUUGCUUGUGCCUCAGUGUAUGUGCAUCGAUGCCUUCCUACGACGAAGACUUGGUGGAUAUGGAUAAUGAACAAUACAUACGACAGUUAGCGGAGUGGUUGGCUGGUUCUGACACAAGCGAGCUCAGUGAAAUGCACAGCCUACCGGCUUGUCGUGCGUGCUUUUAUCAUCUCCAUAACCCAUAUGUAACCGUGGUCUCUAAUAAACGGUAUGGAAAACGAAACUCGGAGCUCAUCAACUCCUUGCUGAGCUUACCAAAGAAGUUGAACGACGCAGGAAAGUAAAUGAGCAACAUCAAGACUGCUGUUAUACCAUUGAUGCUUCGUGUCUCCAAGUACUGUUCAAGCGCUGGUGCAAUAUGAUUUAGCCACACCAACAACACAACGAAUGCCACUGACAUAUUUUUCGUUCAUACGCUUCCUUCUGCUGUGAGAACAUCAAAAACAGAACAACAAGUAAAUCCAUAUUGAUGCAACAAACCAAAUGUUUGAGAAACAAUAAAAAACGAUAGUUUUGAGUGUAAAAAGUAAAUCUUUACUAUGGCUAAGUUGUUACUCAAUGUUGCAUCCACUGACUGUAAACGAAAAUAAAUUUGAACUAGGUUUAUAAAA